Eublepharis macularius is the source of this 2448-nucleotide messenger RNA. It is a transcript of the gene FBXO41, whose product is annotated as F-box protein 41. The record is from RefSeq and is a predicted model, not a curated record. Gene Ontology annotation, molecular function: protein binding. The transcript has 12 exons. Lineage: Eukaryota; Metazoa; Chordata; Lepidosauria; Squamata; Eublepharidae. Bases 1 to 2448 code for a protein of 815 amino acids.
AUGGCCUCGCUGGACCUGCCUUACCGGUGUCCGCGUUGCGGGGAGCACAAGCGUUUCCGGAGCCUGUCAUCUCUGCGGGCGCAUCUGGAGUACAACCACACCUACGAGACUCUCUAUGUCCUCUCUAAGACCAACAGCAUCUGCGAUGCCACCGUCUUCCCCCUGGCACCAGACGCCACCUUGUUGACCCCAGCCACCCGCCGAGACAUCUUCGAGAGCACUUCCUUCCAGGGGAAGGAGCAGCGCUUCACCUGCGACCUCAUCCCCGCCGACGAGCAGGAGCCGUCUUCGUCGCCAGUGUCAUCCCGCUACAUACACGAAAUCGAGAUCCCACUGACGGAGAUCUUCACCCGCAAGGCCAUGACCUCGGCCUCCACUCCACCUGCUGCUGCAGCCGCCGCAGUGGCCGCAGUGGAUGCGGCUUAUGAGGAAGGUUUGACCCGCCUCAAGAUCCGAGCUUUUGAGAAACUGGAAGUGGACAAGCGCCUGGAGAAACUGACCGAAGAAGUGGAACAGAAGAUUGCCUCGCAGGUUGGCCGGCUUCAAGUGGAGUUAGACAGGAAGAGCUCGGAGUUAGAGAAAGCCAAGCAAGAGAGUAUCAGGCUCAGCCGGGAGAAGCAGGAACUGGAAGAGCGGGCUGUGGAGCUCUCCCGGCAAGUGGACGUCAGCGUGGAAAUGUUGGCUUCCCUCAAGCAAGAUCUGGUACAGAAGGAGCAAGAGCUGACCCGGAAGCAACAGGAGGUGAUCCAAAUCGACCAGUUCCUGAAGGAGACGGCGGCCCGCGAAGCCAACGCCAAAGUGCGCCUCCAGCAAUUCAUCGAAGAGCUUCUGGACCGGGCCGACCGAGCUGAGAAGCAGCUCCAGAUCAUCAGUAGUAGCUGUGGGACCACCCCCAAUUGCAGCCUGGGGAGGUGCAGCGUGCCUGGAUCCAAGAGCACAGGCAGACCGAGGGACAGGCACUCUGUCCCAGGAGCCACGGCCCACAGCUCCUACGCAGUUUCCAACCAGAGAUCAUCUUCCAGCACUGGGGCCUCCAGCCGUGCCAAAGCCGCUUCCCAAAGUUCAGGUUGCUACGACAGCGACAGCCCCGAACUCUACCAGGGGGACGAGAAUGCCGACGGAAACCACUACCAGAACCGAGGCCCGGAUGGCAGUUUCGACAAGCCCGGAGGAGUACGCAGCGCGGGCCUGCGCCGGCAGGCGAUCCAAAAUUGGCACCGCAGGCCGUACCGCAACAGCACUGAGGGGGAGGAAGGAGACAUCUCUGACGUGGGGUCCAGGACUACGGAGUCGGAGGCUGAGGUGUGGGAGACGGAGGCCAGGCUCCCGCCCGAGAUUCAGCCGGUGAAUUUGGCCCGGCCCGGCAACAACUCCAAGUUACCAGCUCGGUCUGAUGGGGGAGGCGGAAAAGCCAUCAGGCCAGAGAGAGGCAGCCCGGCUCGCUCCAACGAGGUCAUCCGCCCCGAGAUCCUCAAGAUGCGAGCCGCCCUCUUUUGCAUCUUCACGUACCUCGACACCAAGACUUUGCUCAGGGCUGCUGAGGUUUGCAAAGACUGGAAAUUCGUGGCUCGACACCCUGCCGUCUGGACCCGGGUGCUGCUGGAGAAUGCCAGGGUGUCCUCGAAGUUCCUGGUAAUGCUAUCACAGUGGUGCACCCAAACGCACUCCCUCACCCUUCAGAACCUCAAACCCCGACAGAGGGGGAAGAAGGAGACUCGGGAGGACUACAUGAAGAGCACACGGGGCUGCCUGGAAGCUGGCCUAGAGUCCUUGUUAAAGGCAACUGGGAGCAACCUCUUGAUCCUCCGCAUUUCUCACUGCCCCAACAUCUUGACGGAUCGUUCCCUCUGGCUGGCCAGCUGCUACUGCAGAGCGCUUCAAGCCGUCACCUACCGGAGUUCGACAGAUCCUGUGGGCCACGAGGUCAUCUGGGCGUUGGGCGCAGGCUGCCGAGACAUUAUCUCUUUACAGGUGGCUCCGUUGCACCCUUGCCAGCAACCAACACGAUUUAGCAACCGCUGCCUGCAGAUGAUCGGACGAUGUUGGCCGCAUUUGAGAGCUCUGGGCGUCGGGGGUGCGGGCUGUGGUGUGCAAGGGUUGGCUUCCUUAGCCCGAAACUGCAUGCGCCUCCAGGUGCUGGAGCUGGACCACGUGACGGAGGUGAACCAAGAGGUGGCGGCCGAGGUUUGCCGGGAAGGCUUGAAAGGGCUGGAGAUGCUCGUCUUGACGUCCACCCCGGUCACCCCCAAAGCCUUGCUGCAUUUCAACAGUGUUUGCCGGAACCUGAAGUCCAUCGUGGUGCAGGUUGGGAUUGCCGAUUACUUUAAGGAACCAAACAGUUCGGAAGCCAGGAAGAUGUUUGAGGAAAUGGUUAACAAGCUUCAGGCCCUGAAGAAGAGGCCAGGCUUUUCAAAAAUCCUACACAUUAAGGUGGAAGCAGGUUGUUAA